GAUCAGAAGUCUUUCCCCUCGACAAGGGUUUGACAACCAUGAGCCAGCACUGCUGCUUAAGGGUAAGUAAUUCCAUCCCCUCUCGAGCCUCAAUAAUUGGAUAUCAGAGAUUUCAGUUCUGAUGGGAUAUGAUGGUGCGCUGUGGCUGUUGUUGUGAUGAAAGUAAUGUGCAUAAGGGCUUGGCUAAAUCGUGUAAAUAGAAGUUUAAGUAAUUGAAGUUGAUAUGAGAUAUGAAAAUGGUGGGCAAUAUCAAUGAAGUGAGGACGAUUUGUAUUGGCUAGAAUGAAUAAUUGUUAGAUGAAUUGCAUCAGGGCUUGGCUAAAUCAUGUAAAUAGAAGUUUAAGUAAUUGAAGUUGAUAUGAGAUAUGAAAAUGGUGGGCAACAUCAAUGAAGUGAGGACGAUUGGUAUUGGCUAGAAUGAAUAAUUGUUAAGCCAUACAUGCAUGAAUGAAUUCACGUGGGUAGUGGGAAGAUAAUGGAAAAGGUUGUCCUCCUUUGGGGGUUCCGAUGAAUUAAAAGGAAUGUCACUAACGAUGGGAAGUUAGCAUGAAUAAGUUGACAAGGCCAAAUUCUUCGUAGCAAAUCUUUUUGGAUUGCAUUUUAGGGAUCUAAGUAGAUUAAUGAUGCAACCCCUCUGGUUUCUUCUUACAUGCGGUUUGGGAGGAGACUUCAAGCAGUAAUAGAGGACCAAGGGUGGAUACCAAGUUACAACAACCUUGUAUCGAGUAUCAGAUUUCGGUAUUAGAAUGAGUGUAAAGGGGGUAAAUUCUACGUCUUACGUGUUUUUACAAAGUAUUACGAGCUUUACUUAUUUUGGUGAAGUGAUUGUCAUGGUUUGAUUUUGCUUAUGAUUGGUGAUUUUGAAUGAUGAGCUUUGAUUGAAGUGAAUAUGUAUGAGUCCUUAUUUACUUUAAAGCUUUACGUUAUGAGUUAUUGUUAAAGUUUAAGAAACAAUAACUCAUAACGUGAAUUAUUGGUGAUGAUUUGAUUGUCUUCUCGGACGGAUCAAAUUAUGGGUUCCAGAGGUUGAACGAGAUUCUAGCUCGAUUUAGGGUGCUAUCUGGACUAAAAGUGAAUCCAAGUAAAUGUGAAUUGUUUUUUGGGGGGAUGUCUGGCUCUGAACAGAAACUAAGGGCUGACAGAUAUGGGUUUGCUUUGGGAAGAUUCCCUGUGAGGUACCUGGGGGUCCCUUUAUCCUCAGGGAAACUUACUGUGGCAGCUUGUAAACCACUUAUUGAUAAGAUAGUUGCACGUAUAAGUAGCUGGAAGUCGGAGUUUCUUUCAUAUGCUGGAAGAGUAGAAUUGGUAAGUUCAGUCCUGUACAGCCUUCAUCAGUACUGGAUGGCAGGUUUUCCUUCUCCCUAAAGCAGUGAUAAAGGAACUGGAGAGUAUAUGCAGUAAUUUUCUUUGGGGGUGGGGGGGGGGGGGGGGGUCAGAGUGGUAGGGUGAAAGCUAAAAUAGGUUGGAAGAACCUUACUUACCCUAAGAAGGAGGGGGGCUGGGGCUAAGGGACCUUGCUACUUGGAAUAUAGCAUGUGUAACGAGGCAUUUAUAGCUCCUUUUAAUGCAACAUGCUUCUCUAUGGGUGGCAUGGAUAUGCUUAUACAAACUAAAAGGUCAGGAUUUUUGGGAAUAUGGUGGUGUUUCUGGAUCAUGGAACUGGAAAAGAAUCUUGAAAGUGAAGCAUAAGGUCAGAGGGCAUUUUCAUCAGCAAGGGCAACAGGUCUUUUGGGACCAGAAAAAAAUGGACAAAUUCUCAAUAAAGAGAAUCUGGGAUACUCUGAGACCAAGAAGGCAGGAAGUGGAUUGGUUCAAUCUGUUAUGGAAGGGUAGUUCUAUCACUCGCAACAAAUUUAUUACAUGGCUUAUCCUAAGUAAAGCUGUAACUACAAAGGAGAAGAUGGCUAAAUGGGGUUACUCAGGUAGUUUGGGAUGUGUGUUUUGUAAUUGCCAGCUUGAAACUACUGACCAUUUGUUUGCUAAAUGCGUGCUAUAUAGGUUUUUGAAGUGUCAGUUGUAUGGGAGUAGGUCUGGAGUCUCCUCUUCUCUAGACAAUGAGAUUGGCUGGUUAAGGCAGAAAUUUGGAUCAAAAUCUGUUGACUCUCAAGCUGGGAAGGCUUUGUGGCAGAGCCUUGUGAGUAUUAUUUGGCGAGAAAGGUGCAGUAGGGUAUUUACAGGAGUGUGCAGGGAUAUAGAAGUUUUGUGCAAGGUUAUUCGAGAGGAAGUAGUAGUGAUUUUUGGUAGACAAGUUUUUGACUCAUAUGUAUAGCGUUUUAUAGGUAAACUUGAAUAUUCCUAACUGGCAAGGAUGUUGCUAGUGCCACCUUUUUUGAUGGAAUGAGAGCAAACCGAUUCAUAAAAAAAAGUUUAAGAAACAAGUUCUUUUUAAGAAGUACUUCACCUUCAAGAAGGUGAAUCGUUUUAAGAGUUUUUAGUCACUAGCGCCAGUCUGUUUCCAUUUGAGAUUUUGAGAUAGAGCAGUAGUUUUGCUCUUGAGACUUUUAAAAUGAGCAAUAGUUAUGCUCUUGAGAUAUUUUAAGAUGAGCAGCAGUUAUGCUCUUGAGAAUCGUGGAAGAAGACCGUUCCACGAUAAGUUUAAGUUUAAGGAAAGCCAGGAUGGCUUUUCAUACGUAUGAGCUGGCAAUCGGACUAGCUAGUGAGGGAUCCCCGUGUCAGUCAAGAAUUUAAGUGGAGAUUUGAGCUUUAAGAAUACAGUUUUAAGAGUUAAGAUUUUUAAUAGUGGAAGUACAAAACAAGUUGCACUAAGUUACGUAAAGUGAUCAAGUAUUAAUAAGAUGUUAAACGUAAGGGCGUAGACUAACCCCAUCUCACUCACCAGUUUGAAGAGCUAGAGGAGGAGCUAGAGGAGCAGUGAGUGAGCAGUCAGUUCGAGGGCAGCCAGCUAGAGGAGGGCAGUAUAAGCGUCACAAAGGAUGCUUAGUCAAGGUUUUCAGUAGCAACGACAUUAGAGAUUAUUAGUUAUUUAUAUUUAUGGUUAUGAGUAUAAACUGGAGAUCAUUUUGAGAUUUUAAGUAUUGAGUUUGCCUACUUGUUAGGGCUUUGCUUUGAACUACAACAGUGUGUUUUCAGUAUUUUAUUAUGAAAUUUUCCCGCUACAAUUUAAGAUUUGGUUAUUUUAUUUUUCAAGGGCAUUUUAGUAAAAUUAGUGCUCGGCC
Messenger RNA from Linum trigynum, 3176 nucleotides. NCBI's taxonomy places the organism in Eukaryota, Viridiplantae, Streptophyta, Magnoliopsida, Malpighiales, Linaceae. The record is from the annotation of a GenBank genome assembly.